AAGGUCUAUUUUUCUUAUAGUGCAAGCUCUACGAUAAUUUACAAGUAAGAUGAUGAAAGUACUUUAAACUAAAAAAAAAAGUUAAUGUAUUUAUUAAUUCGUUAAUGACCUAGUGAUUGUAUUAGCCUAAUCCUUGGAAAUACGACAUUUACACUCGGGCGAAACAUUGCAAACCAUUAUUCUUACACAAACUCUACGAGUUGUAAUUCAAUUGGCCAAUCUCCGUGAAAACAUUAGAAUGUAAUCCAACAGCUAUCCUCAUCAUCUAUCAUAUUCCAGCCUUUCAUCCCCUCACACAGUCUGUUGAAUAUUUAUGAGAAUGCCGACGUCACCAGAGCGCUGAGCAGCGCGUGAAAAGCGGGAUGUGAGGGAGGGAGCAUGCGGGGAGCGCGAGAGAAGAACGCUUCCAUGCAAACCGUCGCUUGACAGCGUCUUUUUUACUUCCACCUGCGUUCGUUGCAUAAGGAUUGUGGAUUUCAUCUGCCCGCUCAUCUAAAUCGUGUCUUAUUUCGAUGCCCGAGCGCGAUGCAUCUUUGCUUUUACAGAUAGAGUCGCAUGAAGGAUGCUGCACACGGAGGAUCGUUGUUUGACAUGCACUGACAUUUAAAAUGAGCCAUCUGAACCGUGCACAUCUCAUGCAUUUUGACUCAUGAGUGCACAGCGUGAUUAAACGCGUGCUUUUAAUCUCCGUAGGCUGCUCUGACACAUUUCUAAACGUUUGUAAUGGGGGUCAGCAGAAGAACCCGAGGCGGUGAGAUCUGAUUGCAACCUCUAUUGCGUGUUUUACUUAUAUAUCAUAUAUACUUGCAUCAUCAUAUACGCGCGUUGAUCAGCUGUUAAGCUUGUGAAACUGCGGAGCGCGCGGGUUGUGUGUGGUGCUGAAAGGACAGCUCCCACCACAGCGGAUCAUAUGGAUCAAUAUUAGGGGUCUGACAGUGUCGCUCUCGGGCUUUAAUGGCUGUGGCACGCAAGAUCAAAACUCUGCUGACGGUCAACAUUCUGGUGUUCGUCGGGAUCAUCUUGUUCUCGGUCUACUGCAGGAUCCAGGACCGAUCCGAAGAGCUCGUGCAGCUCGGGAGGCUGUCGGAUCAGAGACUGCGAGGCAGGAAUGCCAAAGUUACGAACUCCAUGGACAGACAGUCCAUUCUCAAAAGGCUCGAGCGACUAGAAGAUGUGGUCUAUAACCAGUUAAAUGGUCUAGCCAAGCCCAUGGGUCUGGUGGAGGGUCCUGGAGGUCUAGGACAGGGCGGUGCAGCUGCCACGCUGGGGGAGGACAGCCGAGAGAGCGAAGGGAGGUACGAGGAGUAUGGCUACAAUGCCCAACUGAGUGACCGCAUCUCUUUAGACAGGAACAUUCCGGACUACAGGCCGAAAAAGUGAGUAUGCUGCAAUGACUUUAAAC
Molecule: messenger RNA, 1402 nt
Organism: Megalobrama amblycephala (Wuchang bream)
Lineage: Eukaryota; Metazoa; Chordata; Actinopteri; Cypriniformes; Xenocyprididae
Gene: galnt9
Product: polypeptide N-acetylgalactosaminyltransferase 9
Exons: 2
Coding region: 955-1380 (141 amino acids)
Source: RefSeq, a predicted model, not a curated record